Molecule: messenger RNA, 1431 nt
Organism: Drosophila novamexicana
Lineage: Eukaryota; Metazoa; Arthropoda; Insecta; Diptera; Drosophilidae
Product: lysosomal acid phosphatase
Exons: 7
Coding region: 165-1361 (398 amino acids)
Biological process (GO): dephosphorylation
Molecular function (GO): phosphatase activity
Source: RefSeq, a predicted model, not a curated record
UGUAUGACGUGUCGCGGUGCGUUGUUUGUGCGCUUAAAAGCAAUAACAGUUCGGACAACAAACAAACAAAAACUAUUUUUAGGCUGUGAAAAUAUCAAAGUGCUGUAGUGCAAAUAAGCAUAUAUGUAUAUACAUUCAUAAACUGCAGCAGCAAACAAGACAAAAUGUCGCCUUUCGACUGCAAAUCACGGCGUGGCACCAAAAUAUCUGUUAUAUUAUUGGGCAGCGCCCUAUGUAUUGUAAUGAUGGCUUACUUUGUGUUUGGCGACAGCAACGAUGAGCAGGGCUUGAAAAAGCUACGCAUGAUAUCAAUUCUGUUUCGCCAUGGUGCCAAGAAUCCGAGUGGCUUCUACCCAAAUGAUCCACACGCGGCGCUCGAGUGGCGGGAAGGCCUCGGUGCACUCACACAGAAGGGCACCCUGCAAUCAUAUAAGUUGGGCCAAAAUCUGCGCAUGCGCUAUUAUCGCCUGUUGCCCUCGAACAGCAUUUACACACAGCAGCAAGUGCAUGUUCUAAGCUCCGCCGCGGAACGCUGUGUGAUGAGCGCUCAAAGCGUUUUGGCCGGACUGAUGCCGCCGCUGGAGAACAACAAUGUGCUGCCCAUACCCUGGCAGCCGGUGGCCAUAAACACUCUCGCUCGCAAUGAUGACAUUCUGUUGGCGCAAAAGAAGCCCUGCAUCAAAUAUGACACAAUAUUGCAGAAACUAUACAAAACUCCGCCUCCAGAGCUAGAUAAGCUGAACGAGGACAACAAGGCGCUAUAUAAACUACUCAGCAAGAACACGGGCAAGAAUAUUUCCAAUGUGCUGGAUGUGGAACUGUUGUAUACCACACUAAAAACAGAAGAGGAAGUCAGUCUCGCUCUGCCCGAUUGGACAGAGAACAUAUAUCCCGAGGAAAUGCGACCGUUAGCUGAGCGCAGCUACACCUUAUUUACAGAGACACACCUCAUGAAGCGCAUUAAGGGUGGCGCUUUUCUUACCGAAAUACUCAAGAAAAUGCAAAACAAACGCAGAAAGAACUUGAAUCCAGAUCGCAAAAUAUUUCUGUAUUCAGCGCAUGAUGUAACGCUUGUAAAUGUCAUGAAUUCGCUGGGCAUUUUGGACCAGACGGCAAAGUUGCCGGAGUAUGCCUCAGCAUUGGUCUUUGAGCUGCAUCACAGCAAAUCUUUCGCUGAUGGCGAUUUCGAAGUGAAACUGGUAUACUACUUCAACAGCGAGGACAAGUUCCCCAAGGAGCUAACAAUCCCAAAUUGCGAUGCACCCUGUUCGCUAAGUCAAUUUGGUGCUUCGCUGGAGCCUCUUUUGCUAGAUAAUUAUGAUGAUACCUGUGAGAACCCCCUAACGGACUGCAAGAAUUAAGUUAAUUAUUUUAUGUUUUGUUAUAUUGAAAGUAUUUUAAAAUGUAGCUAUGUUGUUAUUGUUGGAGAAU